AUGCCGCCAGCGCUCUAUCUGACCUCCUGCAGAAUCAACGUCGAAUUCUUUCCGUAUGACGAGCAAGAAUGCUCUAUGCGGUUUGGCUCCUGGACAUACGACGGCAGCAAAGGUAUGUCUAUACUGCCUUCAAGCAACCAAUCGGCUCGUAAAAUAGAGGCGUAUGUACUUUACGCAUUCAAUUUCGGCAAGCUUUUGAACCCAAUGUCAAAACUUGGAGGACGCAAUCUACCCUACUAAAUGUCUUUUGCUGAUUUAAUUUAUCUUGAUACGGGAUCUGAUACAUAUCAACAUGGGUAAGAUGUGGCUAUGCAGCCGCACCUCAAGGGCGCAAUACUGUCAGGGGUCAGGGUUAGGCAUAAGGGUUAGGGGGUGGAGUUUAAGGGUUAGGGUAAGCGUUUAUGGUUAGAGAUUAGGGCAACUAUUUCUCAAUCACUCAAAUAACAACCGCGCGUUCUCAAUGGCUUUUCUUCUGCAUUCAGUUACUUGACUUCGUCGCCUGUGCGUUCCCCGGCCCAACCUGUAAAAACCCCUAUUUCCAGCGAUUCCGCUUUACAGGUGGCUGGAGGUUGUUUACCUCAGGUACGGCUGCAUAAUUACACCUGUCCAUCACAUAUAUGCCUCGAUCCAUAAGUUUCACCUAUGAUGAAAUAGCACAUGCUUAUUCUGAUAUUAGUUUGCAAGCUAAAUCCAGUGGCGGUGGUCUUUUCUCAGACAUAUACCAUAGUUUUCCCUUGUCUCUACAAGUAACGUCCGCCCAUUACAUGCAGUCAUGCACUUGACAUUUUUCUUACUUUUGUAAGUAUUGUCAUAAUCUACCAUCCCAGGUUUACGUCUGUCUUGCAUUUUGUGAUUUACUUGCAAAACAUGGCUAGAAACACUGCUCGGGCCCUCUGGGUGGACAGAAUUGAGUUACUUUUCUGUUUCAAAGCUACCUCAGAUUUGUGCACAAAAUAGACAAGCUGAGCUAUAUCCAAGAAAGUAAUAGUCCCGCAGUAUUUCGUGUUAUUAUUUAAAAGUCAGUACAUUUUCCGUCAUUCCUUGUAGUCACGAGAACAUAGGGAAACAUUUGGCUACUUACUCAGGAUACAAUCUAACCGAUCAAACAGCGGAGAUCUCAGUUUUGCAUGGUUCAUAGUUGGUGAAGUAUUACUGUUUAGCAUCCUUAGGAAUGUGCCGAAGACGAGAAGGCGGCCUUUAUCAUAUAUGACCGUCAAAAUAGCGUAGACCACCCAUAGUGUACCGCACAAUAUGCUGGCACUAGUCUUGUAAGUAGGUAUUUUACAGUCCAUAUUAGUGAUGACAGGUAAAUGAAACAGGAUGAAACAAGUCUGCUUCGUAAUGACUCACUGAAGCCCUUCUCUUCAAAUCAGAGUCGUCCUUUCUUUAGGAAGACGUGACAGUCCGUUUAGGGUGAUGAAUGGCAUAACGAUGGUGCUGUUGAUUUUGUUUUUGAUGAUAAUGACAACGCGACCGCUAAUGCGAAUGGCUGCUUGAACGGUAUUUCCUACUUGAUGGCUUAUGGAGAUAGUCAAGUACAUGCAUUUGUCCCUUUCCGCAGUAGCAUAUUAGGGUUAGAACCGGCAGAUCUUCUGACUUGGCUGUAAACUGCCCCCAUAAUCUCCUGUUUCCUGCCAACUUCGUGGCGACAGCCCCACAAACACCGCCUGGAGUCUGAAAGGACAAUAACCAGGGCGAUGUUAGUGAAAAGAAGAGCUGGGUAGAUUGCUGGAAGUACGAACACGUGCAGUUUUUUUGCUUUUAGGCAAGAAAUAUGGAUGACAGGAGGGUGGAGCAUUUACAGCACAUGAGCUACUUUCAAUAACGUCUGCACGAACGAACAACAAAAAAGCAUCAGGGCUGCCAUUUCCGCUUGCCCUUGUCUUCGUCAGACACAUAGAUCCAUUAGCAAAAAUUGAGAGGCCUAAUGAGCAGUAUUGUGUACCUACCAGUGAAAGUAGUUUCAAGAUGCUUUUCGCGUAAAGUAGUCCUAAUGGGAUUUCAGACAGUGGACCGUUUGAGUAUCCCAACUUCUGAACGAAACGCUUCUCCAGAGGCAGAAUAUGCUUCGGAGUUUCAUUCUCGAUCACCAUGGUGCAGCUGCUUCGAAUGCAUUUAGCUAUAUUUAUCUGUAAGCUAUCUUGCGUCCACUUCGUAAAGAACACGUUUACCAGUGAACAAGGACGGCUAACAAAGUCGUAGGUGUUCAUGUUACCCAUCUCUGCCUACUUUACCGUUAGCGGCCAGUUUAAAUCAAUCCCAGGUCAUGUGACCUGACAUAUGAAUCCUCGGAAAAUUAGUCGUCGGAUAUUUUCAGUCGGACGCCUUAGAAUUCGAGCCGCCGACUAAUACCCUUUCGGCUGCUGAUAUUUCGAAGAAUUGCCGUUUGGCGUUAGGAAACUGCUCACCCGAAAAUAAAUUGACCACGCACCUUUUCCUAGUAAGUUCGUGCUUUGUAAGCAGAUUUACGCAAACUAAGUCAGGUACAGUUGACAGAUAAGGCGGGCGAGAUUACGAUGGAUGAUUUCAUUCAAUUUUUGGUACGACGUCUCAUUACUUGCUAUUUUCGAUACGGAAACUAUCCUCCCAACGGCGGCAGCUAACUCCUAACUGGCAGACAAUUUGUCUUGCUUGUCGCACUUGGAGCAGAUCUUUUAAUGACACUGAGAAGUCUACGGCCUAUCAACGACUGUGACUAUGCAGUCAGGGCCAUUCCUUUGCGUCUAUCGAACUAAGAUCAGCAGGUGAUCAUGACCCGGAUUUUUCGGGUGAGGGUUUUGGUUGAUCCUUGUAACUUUUAAAAAAUCUUAACGGUAACCAUGCUUUUACAACAUUUUCGUCAUCAGUCCAAUUUCCGGCAAAGCCAAAUUUUACUAGGCUCGCAGCCGAGUCAGUCUAAAGCCAAGUUCCCAAUAAUUAAGCUAAUAUGAACAAAAAUAUGGGGUUUUACAAUCUGAAUAAGCGGACAAAGCCUACAACUGUUGAUUACUCACCUCUUUUGGUCGAAAAUUGCAUCACUCGUCUCAAAAUAUUUUGGUCGAAAAUGAAAACUGAAUCCUUUUCGUGGCUCCUGUAGCAAAGUUCAUCUUAAUCAGUCCAAACUGGAUGCUUGAAGAAAGUCCUUUACAACUAGUACAGCCAUUACCUUGAAAAUGUCAGUCAUUGAAUUCUUUAGUGCGUUACUCAUUCCGCAUACACAAACUAACUCAAUCUUCAAUUAGUUGAACUUCGUCAUCAUCUGCAAAAGUACGUGCCGGAAAUGACGCGUCCCAUCUACAUUGACUAUGCUGCCGACCUCUACGAAUUCAACAGUACCAUCGAGUUCGAGGUCCUCUCUAUGAGUGCCAAAUGCCAAGAACGUUACUACAAGUACUCGCACCACGCCUAUCCCGAAGUGACCUUCUACUUGCGCAUGCGAAGACGCACCAUCUUCUACACUUUCAACCUCAUGAUGCCAUGUGUUGCCAUCACAGCCCUCAUGCUGCUCACCUUCUACCUGCCACCUGAGAGCAGGGAGAAAAUCUCCCUCUCCAUCAACGUCUUCAUAUCCCUCACCCUCUUCUUUCUCCUCAUCUCGGAAACAAUCCCACCUACCAGCCUGGCGGUACCAUUACUCGGCAAAUAUCUACUCUUUACCAUCAUUCUCAUCACCUCUUCCAUCGUAUCUACAGUCUUGGUUCUCAGCCUGCACUUUCGAUCCGCUAAGACGCAUGUCAUCUCGACCUUCACAAAGACAGUCUUCUUGGAGUUUUUACCCAGACUGAUGCGGCUCAAUCCGCCAAGAAGUGGAGUCCAUGGAAACAAGGUAUGUUCGGACCGUCGGUGCUAAAUCCUGUAGGAUUUUACCUCAUUGUGAUCAAAAUAUAAGGUGAUGGCAUAAAUCGAGGCCACAAAGAAGCAGCACAGCAGUUCUGAACUCUAAAAGAGGAAGAGAGAGGUCCGGUUUGAUUCUCUUUCUUGGCAGCGGCCUUUAAGCUAAACCGAGAUCGGUUUAUCGCCGACUACAGAUUGCAUUCUGUUGAGCAGCAUAGAUGGGCUUCAGAAAGGUAUGCUGCAUCUGGGGACGAAAAACGUUGGUGCAUACAUCGAUUUCCUCCAAAUACACAUCAGCUUGUAUUAUUCAAAUACGAAUUGCGCCAACUUUGUAAUUACUACAAUCCAGCAGGGCAUGUGCUCACGCGUGUGCGGAUCUUAUGUCGAUUUAGAGCAGAGCUGGAUCAGAAGAAGGAUAGGGAAUGUAUGUCAAGCCAGCAGCUGUUUCAGAUCGGAUUUAAAGGUUAACCGCGUUGGAUGUAGUCGGAGGACUUGAGGCCCCUUUUCUUCAAAAAUCAAGCACAUAUUGCAUAGACUAGCACACAUUGCUCAUUUGCUUUGCUUUAUUAUUUCUGUAAACAGCACUGUGAGGCCACAUCCGCACAGUCUAAACAAAUACUACCAGUAAUUUUAAAAUUUUCUUCACCGUCGAGGUGUACAAUCCCACAGGGAUAUCAUUCAUCCAUUAAAUGUUUGUCUAGGCACUAUACUUCUUGUUUGAUAGUCUGCGCAGCUCACCUAGCGAUCGCCUUUAAGCCAGCCUACACCAUGUGCGGCCACUUAUUGCAUAUGAUAGCGGAAUUCCUGCCCUCCAGAUCGACUUUCGACAUUUCACCUUUUUGCAUAAGAUAGUGUUCUUACCCAAAUUUAAUAAUCUUGUUUUUGCAGAGGCUUAAAGAUACCGACCUUAACAUGCUGGUAGGAACAAUUUGUUGCUUUGGCAAAGCCACAUUUUUUUCGAAGCAUGUCUGGCGUUACUUAAAGGACACCGAAAUAUAAAUAACCUAUUCUUGGAGAAUUCGGUGACGUGGAGACUUCUCAUACCUUCACCAAUUCGUAUAUAAAUUCUCUUUCUGGAGAGAUAAGUUACCAAUUGAAGACCUUCAGUUGAAAAUUCCUGGCGAAGGGCUAUGAACAAAGCUCCUUGCUGAUUUAAUAGUGAAAUAAGUAUACGUCUUACGGCCGGCAACCGCAAGCCCCCUUUCCCUCUUCACCGGCAACCGGGUCUCUCCACUCUAGUGAUCACAGAAUUAAUUAAAUUUUCAAACCAUUCGAAGUGGUCAGGGGUUGAUCAAAUAGAAUGCAUUCAGGCGUAAGUUAGCGCAGACAACCUGCUCUGGCAAGAGACUAAAACCUCGUCGGUAAUACCUGAAGGCUUGAUAACGAGAGUCCAGUUUGAGCUCUGAAACUGCCUUGCUUUGUCUGCUUUCUUCGUGUCUCCUUCCCUUAUCUCUCGUCCAAAUUCUUUUUUUAUAAGCCAUCUUCUCUUUCCGCUCUUCUUUUUUCAUUUUACUCUCGUAUCCCUUCCGUUUGUUCUCUAGUCCUUUUUUUUCUUCUCUUUUCUAAAAAGUGGAUGACCAAUCUUAAAAAUGCAAAAACUCGCUAUGCCGGUUUUAGUUUCAAUUUUGUUUAAGUGCUCUUGAUACACGAGACGCAGUAUCUGAUACCCUUCUUGAUAUCUACACUAGCCCAAUAGAACUGGUUUGCGAUGAAUUGUGCCGUGUGAGAGCGAUGGCGUUACUAUUAGUCUCAGGCGAUUGCUAUUGUUUUGGUCGAUAAGAAUGGAAGCAACUUAGUGUACUUCGGAAGUAAAAAUCAAGGUAACCUUUUAAUCUUUUUUGUCAGGCCCGCUAAUUUUGUUCAUUUUUCACCGUGGAGGUUUUCUAACCUAUCCUGGGCUACCAGCUGCUGACUACAGGUUUAUUUCCCUGGGCAAUAAGGCCAAACUUCCUAUCUAGGACGCCUAUGGGAAGCAAGUCAGUAAUAAUUCCAUCGAUCUCAGCUCUAUGCAUAUUGCGUUCAACGACUUCUAAGAACAGCAAUUUCCUAAAAAUGGAAAUUUGAUAGGACAAAAAAGCAUAUUUUGUUUGACUGUGUGAAAGUUAACUAUGUCAUCACCGGACCCUGAAUCGCAGUAAAUAAUAGUGCCUGUCAGCUCCCAAUUACGGCUUCCAGAUAACCACGAGUGGAACUUGCUUCUUCCGACUCCUUCAGCGCUUAAGGAUGAACCUUGAUAUAAAGUGGAACAGGUUUGCUUCACUAUAUUACCAUACAUAAUUUCAACAGUUUGACGGUCGUUUAAGACGAACUCCACAGCAGAGUGGGAACAGAGACAGUGAUUUAUGCGCCAAUCCGCUUCUACUGAUAGCUGAAUUGCGCUGCAUCAACCGCACUCCCUCCUCCCCUCCUACCUGGGCCGCGAGUUAUGACAGUUAUGAGGAUCAGUGGCGGGAGAGGGCGCAACUGCCUGUCACGGCGAAAACCGCAUCUUAGCGUACCACAACGACCCCUGGUCUAUCGCGUACAACUGACUGGGAUUGUACACAUCAAUAAAAGGGGAGGGCCGCUCGGAUCCCAACUGAGUGGAAGUGCCAAUAACGGUACAUUAAGAAGGAGCCAUUACAGUCUGACUCUCCGUUCUCCGAGGCUGACUGAGUUAUCCCGUCAGUUUGAGCGCACCGUAAUAGAUUUAAGGACGUCUUGUCGUUUAUAGUGAGGAAAGUUGGAGUUUUGAUCACGGAAGCCGCAACCUCAGAUUAUUACUUCUUGUCGUCAAUACCAACAGUUUAUUUUGUCAGAGUUCAUGUAGUCCACAAGUUAUUCCAUGGACCAUUCAUUCCUGCUUAAUUACCUCAAGUAAAUCCAGCCGAAAUACUAAGUCGUAGACGCUGUUGUGAGCUAGUGCAAAGAGCAUACUCACAGUAUCUAACACUCGUUAAAAAGACGAGGUGGCGAGCAUACGUAGCUUUCGAUAAAUUCUCGUCGGGCCAGUACAGUUUAAGGAGUUUAAGGAGUACUUUUAUCGACUUCUCUUAUCGCUUGCAUGUUUUACUUCUACCCCGUUCCUAUAUAACUGUACUGGCCCGACGAGAAUUUAUCGAAAGCUACGUAUGCUCGCCACCUCGUCUUCUGAUUACUGCUAUGGGAAUUUUCGCAACUCGUUAAAACCUUGUACCGGAACGUUAUGGCCAACGUAAACACGCAGCGAUGAGUAAAUGCAUGCAAUCGUUUCCAACCGUGCAUUCAGGCUGAAGGAAGUUUUACUGGCUAAAGCUUUGCGAUGUCCUUGUAAGAGCAUGUUUUCUAAUUUGCGUGAAAACGCACUCCAUUUCCUGCCAAAUCUUUAAUAGUUUUUUCAACGUUAAAUUGUGUCCUUAAUCAACCUCAGCAUCUCUCAUCUUCUGGCCUCCAAUUGGCAAUUAUGGUUUCAUAGAUGUGUUGACCCAUCUGUGAAAAAGUCGGUGUCUCGGGGGAAUUCGAACCCAGAACUGUGGGGGGAGGGCUUCUGUACCGCCAGCGCUCUAACCACCUGAGCUACGAGGUCCAGCCGGACGACGUGAGUUUACUCAUAUUUUGAUCAAGUUUACCCGCCCAACCUACUGCAACGUGACCCAGAUUCUGAUUCUGACCUAAAUUCAUCCGGCGGGGCCUCGUAGCUCAGGUGGUUAGAGCGUUGACUGUACUAAAUCUUUCACCUUACUGUCGUGAGUUCGAAUCCCACUGAGUCGCCGAGUCUUUCACAGUUAGGUCAAUAUGACUUAUAGUCUCAUCAAGAACAUGAAUGCUAAUUGGGAUGAUUUGUUUCGGUUAGUCAGUCAUUGUAAUAAUUACGCUGGAAGCAUUAUACUCUCUUCGGCCAACAAUGCUGCCUGCACUGUUGUACCCUCCGGUUGAACAGACUUCUCACUGAUAAGUUAUCAGUAGUGAAUUCAGUUCCUUUAUCACUAAGUCCAUUUUGAAAUUAAACAGACUUUAAUCCAUUUUAGUCGGAUGCUCAUAGGUCUAAGUCAACAGCGGCAUUAUGAUAAGGAGUUCUUGAUCGUGUCUCCAAAGGAUGAUGAUCUGAUUUAUCAUAUUCACAGGACAAAACAAGGAGCAAGGCACAUUAUGAAGACGAACUGCCCAUGGAGAUGCAUCAGCAUACGAGGAAGCAGGCGGGUCUUUCAAACCACAACACAUGGACACUGCGACCGCGUCCACCAAAACCACCAUCACCACAAGAGACGAUUUGUCCGACACGACUCUCGCUGAGUAACCGUAGUUUGCAACGUCGGCCUUCCCUCACGUCAGCAGUGGCACCAGCAACAGGACAACCAAACCGCCUGUCAGGUGGAAAGCGUCCUGAAGAUGACUCUAGUGUCUACCUAGACCCUUUGGUAGCAGCCAUCAGUCAGAGUUUGGAGAGGGAGGAACCAUGUGUCCAGGCGCGGAUUAGUCGAAAGUUGCGCCAAGUCAUGCAUGGCACGGACUACAUAGCUCAGCGGUUCCAGGACGUCAAAAUGGACAACGAUGUAAGUGUCUGUUGCACAAGACAAAGAACUCGGGUGCAUUUCUACUGCGGAGAGUUUCUCCUGCGGUCGAAUAGUUGA
Messenger RNA from Spirometra erinaceieuropaei, 8402 nucleotides. The record is from the annotation of a GenBank genome assembly. NCBI's taxonomy places the organism in Eukaryota, Metazoa, Platyhelminthes, Cestoda, Diphyllobothriidea, Diphyllobothriidae.